AUGUCAUCAUGGACUCAAAAUUGGAGGGAUACUCCCGACAAAACGCCAAAGUUGACCGGGCGAGUGCACGUCCUUGGUGUUGGUAAUGUUGGAACAUUCGUUGCGCAUGCCCUAGCUUCCCGACAGAAUCCGCCGCCUAUAACAUUACUCUUUCACCACUCUGGGUUCUAUGAGGAAUUCCGCAAGAAGAAGAAAAGUCUAUCUAUAACGUACAACGGUCUGGAGAAUACCCAGAAAGGAUUUGAUGUCGAGUUCCUCAGCAAUGGUGUAUGGCAAUCAGAUCGGGUGGACGAAGACACACAAACGGAUGGGCCAAUCGAGUGUUUAAUUUUAUGUUCCAAGGCAACAAAGGCAACAAAGGCUAUCCAACAAGUGAGCCACCGCUUGAAUUCAGAUUCAAGUGUUGUCCUGAUGCAAAACGGAAUGGGAAUUAUCGAAACACUUAACGAGAGGGUGUUUCCAGACCCGAAUAACCGCCCCCAUUACAUUCACUGUGUCAACAGUCAUGCUCUUACCAGGCUUCAGAAUUUCAGUAUCAACUACAAUGCCGUUGGUACAAUGUCUCUCAGUCCAGAGGUCAACAGCAAGACUCAUUUAGUCGACGCGGAUAUCGACACCCACUGGGCGCCGUCAACAAAAUAUCUGCUACGCCUCCUCACUCUCACUCCAUCUCUAGUCGCGACCACUGAAACGCCCGCUGGAAUGCUACAAAUCCGACUUGAAAAGCUUGCCAUAAAUUGUAUCAUAAAUCCGCUAACUGCGAUCAAUGACUGCAAGAAUGGCGAGCUUCUUUACAACUUUAGCUGCACUCGUGUCAUGCGAUUGCUUCUAUUUGAAAUCUCAAGUGUUAUUUGCGCUCUUCCAGAAUUACAAGGCGUUCCGGGCAUUCAGGAUCGCUUUUCCCCAGAACGUCUCCGUCGGCUGGUGACAGGACUUGCCACCACCACCGCCGCCAACACCAGCUCAAUGCUGUCCGAUGUUCGUUCCGGCAAGCAAACUGAGGUUCAUUUUAUAAAUGGUUGGAUUGUGGAUCGCGGCGAGGAGCUGGGCAUUAAAUGUGCCCUAAACUAUAUGCUAAUGCAUUUGGUUAAAUCGAAACUUGCCGUCAAUACACGCAAUAUUGCUGGUGAAGUCCCAAUUGACAAUAGCAAGGAUGUUGAGGGAGUGGAUGACGAUUCCAAAAUGCAGGUGAAAUUUAGUAAGGAAUGGGUUUAA
This is a messenger RNA of Penicillium taxi, 1215 nucleotides long. Its product is annotated as ketopantoate reductase family protein. Gene Ontology annotation, molecular function: 2-dehydropantoate 2-reductase activity; NADP binding. The transcript has a single exon. The record is from RefSeq and is a predicted model, not a curated record. Gene Ontology annotation, cellular component: cytoplasm; mitochondrion. Gene Ontology annotation, biological process: pantothenate biosynthetic process. The coding region runs from base 1 to 1215 and encodes 404 amino acids. Lineage: Eukaryota; Fungi; Ascomycota; Eurotiomycetes; Eurotiales; Aspergillaceae.